AUGUCGGGGCCGAGCGCCGUGUCGGACCCGCAGCACCCGGCGCGGCUGCUGCGGGCGCUCAGCUCGUUCCGGGAAGAGACGCGGUUCUGCGACGCGCACCUGGUGCUGGAGGGCGAGGAGAUCCCGGUGCAGAAGAACAUCCUGGCGGCCGCCAGCCCCUACAUCAGAACAAAAUUGAAUUACAAUCCUCCAAAGGAUGAUGGCUCAACGUACAAGAUUGAACUCGAAGGGAUAUCUGUUGAUAUCAUGAAAGAGAUACUAGAUUACAUCUUCAGCGGGCAGAUCAGGCUAAAUGAAGAAACUAUCCAAGAUGUGGUACAGGCAGCUGAUCUCCUGCUGCUUACAGACUUAAAAACUCUCUGCUGUGAGUUUUUAGAAGGUUGCAUAGCUGCUGAGAACUGUAUUGGUAUUCGGGACUUUGCACUGCACUAUUGUUUGCAUCAUGUUCACUACCUUGCCUCAGAGUAUCUGGAAACUCACUUUCGAGAUGUCAGCAGCACAGAGGAAUUCUUGGAACUGACUCCUCAAAAACUGAAAGAAGUGCUGUCGAUGGAAAAACUCAAUGUUGGAAACGAAAGAUACGUCUUUGAAGCGGUGAUUAGGUGGAUUUCUCAUGAUUCAGAUUCCAGAAAGGUUCACAUGAAGGAUGUCAUGUCAGCAGUGUGGGUGUCGGGCCUGGACGCGGCGUAUUUGCGGGAGCAGAUGAUGAGCGAGCCGCUGGUGCGGGAGAUCGUCAAGGAGUGCAACAACAUCCCGCUGACCCCCCCCCAGCAGGGAGAGGCCAUGCUGGCCUCCUUCAAGCCCCGGGGCUACUCCGAGUGCAUCGUGACUGUUGGGGGGGAGGAACGAGUAUCACGGAAACCAACCUCAGUGAUGCGGUGUAUGUGUCCUCUUUAUGAUCCCAAUAGACAGCUCUGGAUUGAACUUGCUCCUAUGAGUAUUCCAAGGAUCAAUCAUGGAGUAUUGUCAGCAGAGGGAUUUUUAUUUGUGCUUGGUGGUCAGGAUGAAAACAAGGGAACGCUAAGCUCUGGAGAGAAAUAUGAUCCAGACACCAAUUCAUGGAGUUCCUUACCACCAAUGCAUGAGGCACGACACAAUUUUGGUGUGGUAGAGAUUGAUGGAAUUCUGUAUAUUCUGGGAGGUGAGGAUGGUGAAAGGGAGCUGAUCUCUAUGGAGAGCUAUGAUAUUUAUAGCCGGACCUGGACCAAGCAGCCAGACUUGACCAUGGUUAGGAAGAUUGGCUGCUAUGCAGCUAUGAAGAAGAAAAUCUAUGCAAUGGGUGGAGGCUCCUAUGGAAAACUCUUUGAAUCUGUGGAGUGUUACGACCCCAGGACUCAGCAGUGGACAGCAAUCUGUCCUCUCAAAGAGAGGAGAUUUGGGGCAGUGGCCUGUGGAGUUGCCUCUGAGCUUUAUGUCUUUGGUGGAGUCAGGAGUCGUGAUGACAGUCAAGCCAGUGAGAUGGUGACUUGCAAAUCUGAGUUUUAUCAUGAUGAGUUUAAAAGGUGGAUUUAUCUAAAUGACCAGAACCUCUGUAUCCCAACUAGUUCUUCUUUCGUGUAUGGAGCUGUGCCCAUCGGAGCCAGCAUAUACGUGAUUGGAGAUCUCGACACAGGCACAAACUAUGACUAUGUCAGAGAGUUUAAGAGGAGCACGGGCACCUGGCAGCGCACGAAGCCCCUGUUCCCGUCGGACCUGCGGCGCACCGGCUGUGCCGCCCUGCGCAUCGCCAACUGCAAACUCUUCCGGCUGCAGCUUCAGCAGGGCCUGUUCCGCAUCCGCGUCCCUUCUCCGUGAUCCGUGUGCUGGCAGGGGAGGAGACUGGAAGAGUUCUGCGCAGCCCACCAUAAUCUAGCUCUAUAUAAAAGGAAAAAAGCUGAGAAAUUACAGCUGAAACUUAACACUGUAUGCUGUGCUUUGGUAUGGUAACUGUUUUUGUUUUAAAUGCUUAAAAAGCUUGAGUCUCAGUUCUUGUUCGGGAACAAAUAACUUAAGUAUACAUUAAAAAAGAAGAGAGGGGGGAAAUAAAAGGGGAGAGCAAGGAAACACCUUCAGUCGUAACCAUUUGGAGUUUAAACCAUAUUAUUGAAGAAGGUUUUUUUUCUGUGUCUGGAACUGUGGGAAUUGGUUUCCUUUGGCGAAGCUUAUUGGAAAGCGGAACAGAUUUCAGGUGCAUUUCCCCUGAGGGGAACUGGUCCGAAUAAAAGUGCUAUCUGGGACUGGAUAGCUGUAAUACACAGGAGCUGUACAAUAACCAACCUCCCUGGUGUGCUGCCAAGACUGCUGCUGGAGCGUGAUGCCAUAGGAGACGUUGGUCGUUGCACCUUUUAUUUCUAGUCCUUCCUCAAAAAGAUUUAAGGUCUGUGCCUAAAAAUGGUGGAGGUGUGUACAUACGGUUUUUCAUUCAUUUGCAAUGGUUUCAUUCCUACAAAUACUUUUAAUAUAUUUAAAAAUGGACUAAUCUGAAAUGGAUACAGUACAUUACAGAGAAGUAAACUGGUUUUUUUUCUAUGCUGUCAUUUGAGUAGCCUGACGAACUGGUCUGCAGGUGGGUGGCAUGUGCUUCUGGGUGGGCUUUGGGGGCUGUUUUCUUGAAGUGAAAAGGGGGAAGGGUGUUUGGAACGGUUAGUGGUGAUUGCUGCUUUUGGCAAAAGCAAAAAAAAAAAAAAACAAAUAGGUUGUGUUCCUUUUUACUUCAGAUCAGUUGCAAACUCAGAAUGGUUUUUAAGCCUGAGGAUCGUAGAACGGUGUGUUUUGUCUCUCUGAGAACAAAGGUGAAGUAUGACAAGGAUAUAUUUCUUUUGCAGAAAACCUGAUUUUUGGAUUAAGAGUUCAGGAAAAUUUGAACAGCGACUUUAAAUUGGGAUCAAAAGUUUGUUUACUAAUGAUUUCCGUGCUAAGGUACAGUCUUGUUUAUUGCUGUCUGACUUGGAAAGCUGGGUUUUAUGGCGUGGUUAUAGUGAAGAACUUAGUAUCUUGCAUUUUUUUUCUUACUAAGCCUUGUUCACAUCAGUAGCGAUAUUUAAUUGCCUUUUUUUUCGUAGUCAAGGUCAGCUGGUAGAACACUUUUACCUCAGUUUUUGAUUUCGUUAUUGUUGUGAUGGGUGGGACGUGACCUCUAUUUAUUUAAAAGGAAUAAAAUGGGAGAGAUGGGAAACAGAAAUAAGACCUCCUGCCCUUCAGAAAAAGAGAUUUUGUAUAACCAGUAUUAUAACUACACACAAGACUUUCCACUCUGCACCUUUGUGGACCUCAGACAAGCCAACCUCUGCCCUCAGUUGUGUUAGUGUAAACCUUUGUCAUCUUCGCUGAAUCAUCUUAGACAUGCUGAACUACAAUCCCAAACUCCUACAGAAUAGUGAUAUUUCACUAAAUAACCCUUGAAGAGACAUUCUGAAACUUCUGCUCGGUCCUUCCAUAGCACUGAUGUGUGGUUGGAAUUACUCUGAUUUCUGAGCAAAGGGGUGGGGGGGGAAAAGAAAAGGGCAGCAGCCAAUCCAUUCACCAUUAUUUAUUUUUUUAUUAUUUUUUACAAUGCUGAAGUGCUGCAAAACUUGAACUAUAUACAUCAAUUUUCUGACCUAUAUUAGUUGACAUAUUAAAAAGUUUAUAUAUUUAUGCAUUGCAGUAAACUUGGUGUGUGUAUAUAUAUGUCUUUAGAUUUUAAAUUUAUAUAUAAUGCUUUACUACAGAAAUGUGAACCACUAUUUCCAUCCUUGGCUGUCUUGUGAAAUAAAUCAAGUGCUGUUAGUUUAUCUAUAAAACUUCCCCUUUUUUGAAAAAUCUUACAUGGAUUUUUUUUUUUUUCUCAGACAAAGUGCCAAGAUCCCAUAUUCAAAAGUGAUGAAUGUUCCUAAGCACCUAUUUCACUUUUGAGCUCAGUUUUCUAAGUGGCUUGGAAAACUUUCGAAAAUGUUAUUCAGAAUAUUGCAGGCUGCUAUCUCCCAAGUCCCUGUAGCUUCCCAGCACCCUUGAGGGCAUUCAGCACCCAGAAAACAUAAGUGAUAAAUGCACAUAUUAAAUCCAAAUCCUCUGUACUCAAGCAGUGUUUUGCAGUUAAAAUUACUGAACAGAAUGUUUACAUUUAAAGUAGGAUUAACAGUAGGUAUUCUUACUUUUUUUUUUUUUUAACAUAAAUAAACAAAUCUCUUGUGAUUGGAGCGUGUUGCGAAUGCACUUGGUGAGAUUUGACCAAGAAGUUUAAGCCUCUUCAGCUGAACCAGUUGCAAACUGAAUUUCUUAGCACGCCUGUCCUCGUGUCACGUUCUGUGCAGCCCAGGGACCAGGGACCCUGGGAUCAGACCCCAGUGUCUCCAGGGACACUGGCUCCUGGAGUUUGGGGUGCAUGCUCAGGCUGAAGGUUUGAGCACUCCUGAGCUCUCAAAACUGGCUUCCUUGGUGUUGCUUAAGUGAAUGGGGAUCAUUCCCCAUCUGUGUUGUGUGUGGCCGAUCCAGGAGCUGUUCCAGGCCCUGUGUGUGUAGGAGGGAAGUGAUGUGUCUUUUGGGGUCUGACUCCUGUCUGUCUGCCCUGGUCUGAUCUGCAAGUGCAUCUCUUGGGAUGUGCAAUAACCAGGUUUGAUUUCUCUCUGAAUUUUAGGCAAGGCUUUGAUGCCAAGGCUCCCCUUUCUCCAGGGAUUGUCCUGGGGAUGGUGCAGGAGACAAGAGGCAGAGCUGACCUCUGGUUUUCCUUUUGCU
This is a messenger RNA of Manacus vitellinus (golden-collared manakin), 4692 nucleotides long. RefSeq names its product gigaxonin (gene GAN). Gene Ontology annotation, biological process: cytoskeleton organization. Gene Ontology annotation, molecular function: protein binding. Lineage: Eukaryota; Metazoa; Chordata; Aves; Passeriformes; Pipridae. The record is from RefSeq and is a predicted model, not a curated record.